Molecule: messenger RNA, 1812 nt
Organism: Maudiozyma saulgeensis
Lineage: Eukaryota; Fungi; Ascomycota; Saccharomycetes; Saccharomycetales; Saccharomycetaceae
Source: the annotation of a GenBank genome assembly
AUGCCAACCGGGGAAAUAUAUUCGAGACCACACACUGGUCAUCAUUCGAGAUCAGGUUCAACCUCUAGCUCGAGAAGGCCUUCGCUAACGAGAAGUAGAUCCUCUCUGAGACUUAUCAAGACAAUUAGUAUUGAUAGACAUAAAGAAGUUGCUCUUGAUUUUAGUGAUGGUGAAUUAGAUUUAAGUAAAUUGAACGACUCUUUGCAAAAAUUGAAGACUGAAGAAUUGAAAGAUAACUCAAUAUCAAAGGAAAUGACAGAAUCAAAACUACCGAUUUUAAGUGGGUUAAAAGUGGCGGUUAGUUCUGCAAAUCCUAAAAAUUCAUCAAAAAGUGAAUAUAUAGAGAUUCCUUACGUUAAGGCUACCUUGGAUAGCACUUUACCUACUGAAUAUUUGAAAAGAGAUAUACUAAAUGUUGCCCAUAUUUUACGUAUUAGAAAAUGGCAUUCUAAAAAUUCUUUAGAAUCGAAAUUGAACCCUGAUCAUUUGACUUUAACCAAGAUAUCUGGUGCAAUGACGAACUCAAUCUUUAAAGUAGAGUAUCCUAAAAUACCUUCCCUUUUAUUGAGAGUCUAUGGGAAAAAUAAUGAUUCUAUUAUUGACAGAGAUUAUGAAUUACAAAUUUUAGCAAGAUUAUCAAUUAGAAGCAUAGGACCAUCUUUAUAUGGCUGUUUUGAAAAUGGUCGGUUUGAACAAUAUUUGGAAAAUUCAAGAACCUUAGGACGUGAUAAUAUUAGAGAUUGGAAAACUUCUCAAAGAAUAGCAAGAAGAAUGAAAGAAUUGCAUUCGGGAGUUCCUUUAUUACGUUCAGAAAUUGAAUGCGGGCCUGCAAGUUGGAAUAAAUUAUUGAAAUGGUUAACUAUUCUUGAGACGAGAGGUAAAGACUGGGUAGCUAUCGAUGAAAAUAUCAAGGAAGCAUUCAAAUGUGAUAAUUGGGAACAUUUUAAGAAGAUAAUUCAUCAAUAUCAUGAUUGGCUAUAUAAACAAGAAAGAGCAAAACCGCCUUUGGUAUUCUGUCAUAAUGAUGCUCAAUACGGGAAUCUAUUAUUUACCGCACCAGUCGUAGAGAGUAUAGAUACGGUAAAUCCCGUAGAGAGUAGUGCUGCAUCGGUUAGCUCCGCAACUUCUAACUCCUCAUUGUUUCCAACAUCUUCCGGUGUCUCUGUUGAAAAGAUCAUUAAUCCAACGAAAUUAGAACAAAGUCAAGAUUCCAAACUUGUGGUUAUUGAUUUUGAAUAUGCUGGUCCUAAUCCAGCUGCUUAUGAUCUUGCUAAUCAUUUGAGUGAAUGGAUGCAUGACUAUAGUGGAACUUAUCCUUACAAAUGUAACCCAGAUGCUUUCCCAAAUAAAGAACAAAUGUUGAACUUUUUAUAUUCGUAUGUUUCUCAUCUACAAGGUGGUGAUAAAGAUAAUAGAAAGACAGUUAUUGAUAAUGAGGUCAGGUACUUUUAUAACUCAAUAAUUAGAUGGAGGGCAACUGUACAGUUGUUUUGGUCAAUAUGGGGUAUUUUACAGAGUGGUACAUUUGAACCAGAAACCGAAGAGCCUCUUCAAGAAUCUAUCGGGCCUAAUGGUGAAAUAUAUAUAAUUAAGACAGAAGAACCGGCAGAUGCUGUACAACCGACUGCCACGGAUGAGGAGGACCAGGAUGAGGAGGAUAGUGGUGGUGUUAAUGUCGAUACUUUCGACUAUAUAAAAUAUUGCAGCGACAAAAUAUCUGUAUUCUGGUCGGAUUUGGUUGGGUUAGGGAUCAUCGAUGAAUCCGAUUGUACUAUUACACACUUUAAUGUUUUGGAUGUUAACAUGAUCUGA